AUGGAUAGGAUUAAAGUUUUAAAUUGUUAAAUACCUUCUCAUGAAGAACAAAAUAUUGUUGCUGUUUGUAUGAAAAAGGAAUGCUAGUAUCCUUCUCGCUUAAUGUGUGUUUCUUGUCUGAUUUCAGAUCAUUGCGAACACGGAAAAUUUGGAAUUAAAGUGAAUGAAUUCAGCAACUCUAAAAACUUAAAUGAUGUAAUUCUUAAUUGGAAAGGAGAAAAUGAGUUGUUUUCUAAAAUGAUUUAUGGGUUAUUGAAUUUUUAAAAAUAAUUGGAUGUUUCUAAAAUAAUUUAAGAGUUGGACAAUUUUGAAAGAGAAAUUAUGGAAGAAGUCAAGAAUUUUAGGAAACAGAUUUUGAAUAGUGUAUAUGCGAAAAAGGAGUAGGGUGAUGAAGAAUAAAUAACAGUCUUAAAUUAACUGUCUGACUUUUUGUAAAUCAAAAAUAUUUAAAAGUUGUUUAACCCUGAAAUAUCAGUUUCUUCAUGUGAAGGAUAGCUAAUUUAAGACUUGAGUAAUGAUGAAAUAAAUAAGAAAUUAAGCGAUAUUGUUAAAGAAUAAAAUGAUAACAAUUCUUUGUCUUAUCAAAAUUGCAUGAAUUUACUUUUUAAUUCAUAAUGUAUUUAUUCAUACUCUUUUAAUUUAGAAAAACUUUAUGAAGAAUAGAGUAAAAUUUAAUUGAAAAUUAAAAACAUUUCUAAAAAAAUAUAAAAAUAUGUCUAAAAUUAUUGCUUUUAGGCUUCUUAAGCGUAUUGUUCAGAAACAACUGUAAAAGUUUCUGGAGAAAAUAAUAGACGUGUAACUUUCACCAAUAAUUAAUCAUAUAGUGUAGCUUACUUAAACUGCCCAUUUAAGAUAGACCAGAAACCUAUUGAAAUGACUUUUUAAUUUGAUAAUGGUUUUAACAAUAAGCAUUUUUGUAUAGGAUUAAGAAAAGAAAAUCUUAAAGAUGAAAAUUCAUAUAACAAAACUCCCUACAAAUGCUUGCAUUGUUAAAUUGGCGAUGGUAUUCUUGAAGACAACGGAAUACACAAUUUUAAUAGUAACAGAAACAGUUUAAUUAUUUAAUUUUUACCAAGUUAAAAGCAGCUAUAUAUUUAUUCAGAAAGGAGUGAGUGUAAAUUAUCCAUUCCUUUUGAAGAUAAAAACGAUUUAUUUAGACUCUAUUUUUGGAGAGGUGGAAAUAAUGUAAAUAUUUCAGUAAAAUUAGUUAGCAUAACUUAAAUUUGA
Tetrahymena thermophila SB210 is the source of this 1227-nucleotide messenger RNA. RefSeq lists its product as hypothetical. NCBI's taxonomy places the organism in Eukaryota, Ciliophora, Oligohymenophorea, Hymenostomatida, Tetrahymenidae. The transcript has a single exon. The record is from RefSeq and is a predicted model, not a curated record.